Messenger RNA from Malassezia japonica, 915 nucleotides. RefSeq lists its product as uncharacterized. The transcript is spliced from 4 exons. The record is from RefSeq and is a predicted model, not a curated record. Lineage: Eukaryota; Fungi; Basidiomycota; Malasseziomycetes; Malasseziales; Malasseziaceae. Gene Ontology annotation, cellular component: mitochondrion. Gene Ontology annotation, molecular function: protein-containing complex binding. The coding region runs from base 1 to 915 and encodes 304 amino acids.
AUGGCGGCCCAACGAAUUUUGGUGGUGGGCGGCAACGGCUUUGUGGGUUCCGCGGUAUGCAAGCAGGCGAUUCUACGUGGAUGGGACGUGCUGAGUAUCAGCUCGAGCGGCCGCCCUUUUCGUACGCCCAAGGGCCACGCCCCGGACUGGACGCAGUCCAAGCAGAUGGAGUGGCACAAGGCGGAUGCGUUCCAGCCGAGCGACUACCGUGACCUGAUCGCCGGAUGCACCGGCGUGGUGCACACGAUGGGCAUUCUGCUCGAGUCGCAGUACAAAGGCUCUGACGGCUCGCUCGCGGGCAUUGUCCAAGGCCUCGCCAAGGGCUGGGGCUUUGGCAGCCAAGGCAACCCCCUCAAGGAGGACGCGGUGACGUACGAAAAGAUGAACCGCGACUCGGCGCUUGCGGUCGCCUCGACCUAUGCCGAGACGCAGCGGGCCAAGCACAACUGCGAGAUGCCGUUUGUCUAUCUGUCCGCCGCCGACAUUAUGCGCCCCCUCAUUUCCCCGCGCUACAUCUCAACGAAGCGCGAGGCAGAGAUCGGCAUCGCCAAAAUCGCCGAGCAGGAGCAGCCGCCGACGCUGCGCUCCGUCUGCCUGCGCCCCGGCCUGAUGUACCACCCCCACACGCGCCCGUGGUCUACGGUGCCUGCCACUCUACUGGACGCGUCCCACUACUUGCACAAGCAGCACAAGAAGUGGAAGGUGCCCGUGCCGUCGCCCGCCGACGUGCUGUCGAGCAAAGCGACGCCCGAGGCGCUCCGCCCAAUGUCGGCUGCGCUCACGACGCCUCCCCUCCACGUCGACACCGUCGCACAGGCGGUCUGUGAAGCGAUCGACCUCGAUAGUGUGCGCGGCGCGCUCGACGUGGAUACCAUCCGCCAACUGGCCGGCUGGCCGGGCGGCCUGGACGAUUAG